Molecule: messenger RNA, 1629 nt
Organism: Mercenaria mercenaria
Lineage: Eukaryota; Metazoa; Mollusca; Bivalvia; Venerida; Veneridae
Exons: 2
Coding region: 138-1277 (379 amino acids)
Source: RefSeq, a predicted model, not a curated record
AAAUCUCUUACGUAGUAAGCAGAAAAUUGACAGUUCCUGCACAUAUUUUGUGUACGUAGUAUACAAUUUGUACAUGCCGUGCGUAAAUUGAUGACGUAGUGCACAAUUUUACCACAUUUUUUACACAGUAUUGUAAGAUGGCAGAUGCUAUGUUGCAGCAACAAUCUGUGCAAAAAGAUGCGUCUACGGACGCUACUACGGUUAGUAGACAACAAGAAGGCUCCUCAAAGGGUGCAGGUACUGUUAGAGCUUCUGAAUCGGGUAAGCCUAGAGGAAAACAACCCGCUAAUCGGUCAAAAACUCCUGUUGUAAAGUUGACCACGGCGACUAAUUCAGAUGCAUUUAAUGCUGAGGCACUGUCCAUUUUAAGACAAAUGAAUACUAACAUUAAUAAAACAAAUAAGACAGUGGAAGAAUUAACCGGUAGAGUUGAUGCCUUGUAUAAUGAUUUUGAUGGAGGUGACUAUGACUUGUCACAGGGUAAUGGAAAUGAUGACUAUGACGUUCAAGAUUGGGAGCAAGAUGACCAGUAUGCUCCUGAUGAUCAGAGGUCUUUGUCUGGAGAUGAUGAUGAUGUUUUCAGUCGAUUUGCAAAGAAAUUUCAGAAGUCGGACUCUGUUGCUCCUGAGGUGUCUGAAAAAUUGGCUACUGUUGUCAACAGUACAUUUAGAGAGGGCAUGUCGGAUGAACAUUUUUGUGAUGUGUCUAAGAACAUUUUACGCCCAAGUAACUGUGAAGCCCUCAAAGAAACAAGAGUUAAUUCAGGUGUUUGGUCAGUUCUGAAGCCAACCACACAGACAGAGGACUCUAAGAUGCGAGGUAUUCAGAAUAGUAUCGUAAAAGCAGCCUGUAACAUUGUGAAAAUUAUGGAUAAAGGCAGUCAAAUGUUCGAUGAUGAGAUGUUAGUUUGGGGUACUGAUGCAAUUGGUCUUCUAGGACAUGCAAAUCGAUGGAUUAAUAUCCGUAGAAGAGACUUGCAUAAGAGGGAUAUGGAUCCGAAACUACACCACCUUUGUUCACCCAUGGUUCCUUUCACAGACCAACUUUAUGGUGACUCUAUGAUCAAAGAUAUCAAAGAUAUUCAGGAGCUCAAUAAGAUCAGCAGAAAUGUAGUUAGAGGUGGUGGUAGUGGACGCUUUAGAGGUCGUCAGUUUAGAGGCCGUAGGUUUCAACCUUACAGCAGACGUGCACCUUCUGGGCGUAUGAGAUCUGGUACUGGUAGAUCCCGACAAGGGAUGAGAGAUCAGAAGAAGUCUACCACUUUCCAGGCAGCCUAAUUCCUCGUGUGUUGAUGAAGCUGAGAGAGGAUGCAGGCGAGUGUAUUCUUGUAGCUCCUUUGUGGACGACCCAGAGCUGGUUUCCGGCUGUAAUGGAAAUGUUGAUUUCCAGUCCUUACAUUCUUCCGAAGGAACGGAAUUUACUGACGUUACCAGGAACGGUGAAGGUACACCCUUUGUACAAAAAACUCAUACUGAUGGUUUGUCGCUUAUCAGGAAAACCCUCCAAAAACGAAACAUUUCAGUCAGGUCUACAGACAUUAUUAUGGCCUCAUGGAGGUCAGGAACUCAGAAACAAUAUAACAUGUACUUACGAAAGUGGUUUCAGUACUGUAAUCAAGAACAAAUUAAU